This is a messenger RNA of Cyphomyrmex costatus, 644 nucleotides long. RefSeq names its product UPF0046 protein C25E10.12. NCBI's taxonomy places the organism in Eukaryota, Metazoa, Arthropoda, Insecta, Hymenoptera, Formicidae. The transcript is spliced from 4 exons. Gene Ontology annotation, molecular function: hydrolase activity. The record is from RefSeq and is a predicted model, not a curated record. The coding region runs from base 1 to 591 and encodes 196 amino acids.
AUGAAGAUAGCUAUUCAUCCAUUGACAGCUGAUCCUACGGCAGCCUGGCAUGAGUUAUCUCAGCAUCAGAAAGUUGUAAAAAUAACUGCUAAAUUGCCGACGACCGAAGCACCAAUCGACAAAUUGCGUGUGGUAUGUAUGAGCGAUACACACUCGCUCACGCCGUUCAUAAAGUUCGAUGUGCCCGAGGGAGACGUCUUCAUUCACGCCGGGGAUUUUACGAAAUGUGGUAGCCUGCAAGAGGUCAUAGAAUUCAAUAAUUGGAUAGGUAAUUUACCACACAAACACAAAAUAGUCAUAGCUGGGAACCAUGAACUUAGUUUUGAUCCUACAUUCACGCAUCCCUUUUCCGUGCACACCAGUGGAGAUCAUCAGAAACAUACAGGAACUAGCAUACUCGAUGAUAUACCUACCUUGGGUAUGUCCAAGGAUACUCUCGCAGAAGCUAUUAAAACUACUAAUGUUAAAGAUUAUUUGACAAAUUGUACAUAUCUUGAAGAUUCUGCGAUUAUAGUGAACGGCAUUAAGAUAUAUGGUACUCCAUGGUAUAAGAGAUUCUUAUUUCUGAGGGACAUUUCGUUGAAACUUUAGGCAACCAGAAUUUUGUAAGUGGGCAUUUAACGUGCCACGUGGAGAAGCGUGCC